CGCUUACACUUUACCAAAUCGAUUUCAGUUUCACUAAUCUACUUAAAAAGAUAUUGUUUUAUUACAUCUUGAGUUAACAAACUAGCUAUCAAGAAUACACUAUGUCAGGAGCUGCGGCAAGGACUGCUCCUCCAGAGUAUAUGGAGAAGAGAAAUCACAAACUCGCAGCGCUGGAUGCAAAGAAUAAGAAAAAGGUUGCUGCACUUUUGAAAAAAGAGGAAGAUGCGAAAUUGAAAGGUGAUCAGAAGGUGGCCAAACUACAAGCACAAGAGGAUAAAGCUUUGAGUAAACAGGACAAAUUCCAGGCAAAGAUUGUAAAAGUAGAUAACAAGACGCAAUCCAUUGUGGCUACCGAGCCGAAUGCUCUAGCUAAACAAGAGAAGGUGGUUUUGAAAUGCGAAGAGAAAUUGAAGGCUUACCUGGCAAAACUGGAUAAGGCAAAAGAUAAUCCAAAAAUAGACUACAAGCAGCUCGAUGCUAUGAACGAUACCGUCAUCAAGAUAGACGUCAAGAUCACAGAGGCAAAACAAAAGUUAGCUAGCCUUACCGAGAAAAAUCGUUUGGAGGUCAUCAAGUUAACCGUGGAGAAGGACGAAGCUCAGGCGAAGAUCGACAAUAAAUUGAAAUCCAUUUCACUGAAAAAGCGGAAAGAAGAAUACAAGCGCGAUCUCAAGGUACAUAGUUUGCAAGUAAAGAAAGCAGUGGCCAUGCGAAAUGACGCUCUGGUCUCAGAGAGCUUGUCCAAAAUCAGAGGUAAAACCGAGGCGCCACCCCCUGCACCACCUGUUGCCGCGGCUCCUGUUGCUGAAGAACAACCUGUCGACGAACCUGUGGUUGACAAACACGCUGAAAGAGCUUCUAUCGACGAGACCCCUCCAGCUGAGACAUCGACCAGCGAACAGCCGCAUGUGGAAGGCACUCCGCCAGAACGCCCUCCCAGCAGAGCAGAGCAGAGCCACACAGACGACAAAAACACGACUGGAUCAGCUAACACACACGAAGAACCGGUCGAAACACCCGCACGUGAGAGCAAUGCGGGCCACGUAGGAGAUAACACAUCGCAGCAUAGUGAGGAGCCUGCGGAAGCGCAGAGGAAACAGAGCAGUACAAGUGCACACAAAAACGCCGCCCCACCUGAAAGUAGGGGGUCGAUCCCACAAGAGACUGAACCAUAUACCGCAGAAGGUGCUGUAGCUACAUAGGCACCGUGCAUUAUAUAGAAUGCUGCGGAUUGAGAUAUAGUAUUCAAAUACACUAAGAAGGGUGAAAUUCGAGUUUGCGGCUCCGAUGUUUUUAAGCAUAUAUAUAUGUAUGCAUGAUACUAGCUUGUAAGGGUCGGAACAGAAGUUCAUCAGGUUCUGUUGCAAGUUAUUCUCACAGAAGUCAUGAUAAUGGUAAAUACAGUCGAAGUACAUCAUUACAAAACAGGCAUAUUGAAUGGGAUCUUGUUCAUUUAGAAGGCUAUGUGGAUCCGUGUUAUUGCUAUUCAAGAGGCCCCCGAGGGAUCCUAAUGGAAUUUUGUGUGUGUGACUGAACAACAGUACGUAUUUGUGUGUGUGUGUUGAGUGGAAGUGAAGGAGAAAGGGUCCAUCUAGAAAUCUCAGUAUCUCACCCUCAGCUCACCCUCCUGUGCGGAUAUAUUCACAAGUUAUAAGCUACUACCCUCUUAGGAGAAAAGCUUUUGGUCUCUUCGGCGCCCC
Messenger RNA from Sphaeroforma arctica JP610, 1700 nucleotides. RefSeq lists its product as hypothetical. The coding region runs from base 102 to 1202 and encodes 366 amino acids. The transcript has 5 exons. The record is from RefSeq and is a predicted model, not a curated record. Lineage: Eukaryota; Ichthyosporea; Ichthyophonida.